CGUCGCGUCGUCGUCACCGGCGUCGGCCUCGCGACGCCGCUCGGCGUCGGGAGAGAUCUCGUCUGGGACGGGCUCGUCGCCGGUCGCUCGGGCGUGCGCGCGCUGCGGCGCGAGGACAUCGCGGAGGGGGAGCGAGGGUGGGCGCAGAUGACCGUGCGCGUCGGCGCGCGCGUCCCGCGCGGGACGCGACCGGGCGAGUUCGACGAGAAGCGAUGGUGCGACGGCGAGCUGAAGGGCGUCGCGGGGUCGGGAUCGGAUGAAUCCACGACGAUACGCCCCGCCGUCGGCGGCGGGCCCCGCAUCGCGCCGUUCACCGGCCUCGCCCUCGCCGCCGCCGCGGAAGCGCUCGCCGACGCGGGAUGGGACGCGUCGCGCGUCACGGACGAGCAGCGAAACCGCGCGGGCGUCGCCAUCGGCGCCGGGAUGGGCCACGUCGCGGACCUCGUCAACGCGGGCGCGUUGCUCGAACGCGGGAAACUGAGACGCGUCUCCCCGUUUUUCGUGCCGCGCAUCCUGGUCAACAUGGCCGCGGGGCACGUGAGCAUGGCGCACGGGCUCAGAGGGCCGAACCACGCGGCGGCGACCGCGUGCGCGACGGGCGCGCACGCGAUAGGCGACGCGUUUCGGGCGGUGCAGAGAGGCGACGCGGACGUGAUGGUGGCGGGCGGGACGGAGAGCUGCGUCGACCCGGUGUCGUACGUCGGGUUCGCGCGCGCGCGCGCGCUCGCGGACCCGGCGGCGAUGACGCCGCGCGCUUCAAAGACGAAGAAGAAGGAUAAGGAUAUAUAUAACGGCAGCGGAGAAGACGUCACCGAAGGCUGUACAGACGAUGUCGACCCGAGCACGGCGUGCCGGCCGUUCGACGCGACGCGAGCGGGGUUCGUCAUGGGCGAGGGCGCGGGCGUGUUGGUGUUGGAAUCACUCGAGUCGGCGCGCCGACGCGGCGCGAUCCCCUACGCGGAGAUACGCGGCUACGGCCAAGCCUCGGACGCGCACCACAUCACGCAGCCACCAUCCGACGGCGCGGGAGCGUCGCGCGCGAUGCGCGCGGCGCUGGAAGACGGCGGCGUGCGGCCCGAAGACGUCGGGUACGUCAACGCGCACGCCACCGGCACCGUCGUCGGCGACGCCGCCGAGUCGCGCGCUUUAGCGACCGUCUUCCAGGAGCGGUACCUCCGCGGCGAGCUCUCCGUGUCUUCCACGAAAGGCGCGACCGGGCAUCUGCUCGGCGCCGCGGGCGCGGUCGAGGCUGCGUUCGCGGUGUUGGCGCUCAGCACGAAGACGCUGCCGCCGACGUUGCAUCUGGAGACGCCGUGUCCGAACGCGGCGCCGGCGGGCGCGGAUCUCGUGCCUCUGAUCGCGCGCGUCAAGCCGGGGCUGAGGGCGGCGAUGACGAACUCGUUCGGGUUCGGGGGGACGAACGCGUCGCUGGUGUUCACGUCG
Molecule: messenger RNA, 1443 nt
Organism: Micromonas pusilla CCMP1545
Lineage: Eukaryota; Viridiplantae; Chlorophyta; Mamiellophyceae; Mamiellales; Mamiellaceae
Exons: 2
Biological process (GO): fatty acid biosynthetic process
Cellular component (GO): mitochondrion
Molecular function (GO): 3-oxoacyl-[acyl-carrier-protein] synthase activity
Source: RefSeq, a predicted model, not a curated record